This is a messenger RNA of Athalia rosae (coleseed sawfly), 2526 nucleotides long. RefSeq names its product importin subunit alpha-3 (gene Kap-alpha3). Gene Ontology annotation, cellular component: nucleoplasm; nucleus; cytoplasm. The record is from RefSeq and is a predicted model, not a curated record. NCBI's taxonomy places the organism in Eukaryota, Metazoa, Arthropoda, Insecta, Hymenoptera, Athaliidae. The transcript is spliced from 9 exons. The coding region runs from base 278 to 1825 and encodes 515 amino acids. Gene Ontology annotation, molecular function: nuclear import signal receptor activity; protein binding. Gene Ontology annotation, biological process: NLS-bearing protein import into nucleus.
AUUUGAGAAAUUUCGGAACACCGUCUUCUUCAUUCUUCUCGUUUUUCCGAAAGGUGUAAAAGCUAUUUGUUGAGGAAAACGUGACUUUAUUGGUGUGAUAAUCGUAAAGAAAUCUGUUAUGCAUGGUGUUGCAUAUUCGAGUGUCAAAUAAUCACACGACGGAAUGCAGUAGUUGAAAUAGAUUGUGAAAUAGGCUGGAUAACGAGAAAUUUCUUGGGACAGUGUCUGUAACCGGCACACCAACUUCACGUUAGGACGAACAUUGGUUAUCGCAAAAAUGGCGUCUGAUCCACUAAAUAAGAAUCGAAUGCAAGUUUUCAAGAACAAAGGAAAAGAUCAGGAUGAGAUGCGAAGAAGGCGAAACGAGGUGACGGUAGAAUUACGCAAAAAUAAACGCGAGGAAACGCUGCAGAAGCGUAGGAAUGUUCCUAUAACAGAUUCCACAGACGAAGAUGACGUAGAAAAAAACCUGGCAAAAAUCAAUUUGGUCGAGUUGGUAGCAAAAGCUGGAAGCGCCGACGCUGCAGAGCAGUUGAUAGCCGUCCAGUCUGCACGAAAAUUACUGUCUUCGGACCGCAAUCCACCAAUCGAUGCUCUUAUCUUAAGCGGCAUUCUUCCAAUUUUGGUCCACUGCCUCGAACGACAUGAUAUUCCAACCCUGCAAUUUGAGGCUGCUUGGGCCCUGACGAACAUCGCGAGUGGUACAUCUUCUCAGACACAGGCUGUUGUUGCCGCAGGAGCAGUUCCAUUAUUUUUACAACUCCUAUUGUCCAGCCAGCAAAACGUCUGCGAACAAGCAGUUUGGGCUCUAGGGAAUAUUAUUGGAGAUGGACCUGGAUUGAGAGAUUAUGUAAUCAACCUUGGAGUUGUGCCACCGCUUUUAACUUUCAUCAAACCAGAUAUACCAAUUACCUUCCUGCGGAAUGUUACGUGGGUGAUAGUAAAUCUGUGUAGAAAUAAAGAUCCUCCUCCACCAGUCGGGACUAUCAAAGACAUUCUGCCAGCGCUAAAUGCACUUAUUCUACAUACGGACAUUAAUAUCCUUGUCGAUACUGUAUGGGCAUUGAGUUAUUUGACUGAUAGUGGAAACGAGCAGAUCCAAAUGGUCAUCGAUAGUGGAGUUGUGCCCCGUCUCAUUCCCCUAUUGUCUCACAAAGAGGCCAAACUUCAAACAGCUGCCUUGAGAGCUGUUGGCAAUAUCGUUACGGGUACCGAUGAACAGACUCAAACAGUUUUGAAUUGCGAGGCCUUAUCGCAUUUCCCCAAUUUACUGACUCACCCGAAAGAAAAAAUUUGUAAGGAAGCUGUAUGGUUCUUGUCUAAUAUUACUGCUGGCAAUCAGACUCAAGUCCAAGCAGUUAUUGACGCGCAAUUACUGCCUCUCAUCAUUAGUAACUUAUCCAAGGGAGAAUUCCAGACUCAGAAGGAAGCUGCAUGGGCGAUCAGUAAUUUAACCAUAAGUGGAAACAGGGAGCAGGUGGCGCGCCUUAUUCAGGAAGGAGUAAUUGCACCAUUCUGCGAUCUUCUUUCUUGCAAGGAUAGCCAAGUAGUCCAAGUUGUCUUGGACGGUAUUAAUAAUAUGCUCAAAAUGGCAGGACCUCAAGUUGAACAGCUAGCCAAUAUGAUUGAAGAAUGCUCCGGGCUAGAUAAAAUCGAGGCGUUACAAAGCCAUGAGAAUUUGGAAAUUUACAGAUUGGCCUAUGACAUUAUCGAACAGUACUUCUCUGAAGAGAUCGAUGACAUUAAUGUGGCGCCACAAACAGCGGACGGAGCCUUCCAGUUUGAUCCAACGACAACUAUACCCAGCGACGGUUUCAAAUUCUGAGAGAUCCUCGUCUCCUUCUACUCGUCGUUUUCUCCUCAAAGACCGUCCCCCAAUCCGAUCGGUAAGCCACAGCCUCCCGCUAUCUCCUCCUUGUCCAGAUUAUCCUCCCAAUCCCUCUCGUUCCAAUGACCAAGAUCCAAGACUCGAAAAGGAAUAUUCAUCGUCGCAUACCAGUCGCUGUGAGACCUGCAAAUUGUUUCGACUUGCGUUGAUCGAAAAUGUUUGGCGCAUUAUUUACAAAGAGGGUUCGUUAGUUUUGUGACGGUGCGCCUUUUUAUAUUUUGCCCAAAUUCUUUUGUUUUUAGUAGUAAAACAAGUCUAAUCCAGAUGCUGCAGCAAUAUAUAUUAUAUAUAUAUUUACAUAAUAAUUGGCGCCCGUGAAGCGCGAUUUCGGACACGCGCGAGUUACAAUCAUGUAGAGAGGCGCGUACCUUCAAAUUAUUCGGUAGAAAGAAUUUGUUUAGUCGACGAAACUAAAGCUUUUGCUGCCUUGCCUGCUCUCUAAUAUCAAGCUGGCUUGAGUCUUGGUUCGUGACGUUACAUUUAUAAACGAUAUGUGUAUAUUUUAGGCAUGUUAAAUUUAUAACGAAUUGAAUACUGAAUAAAUUGGUUAACUGCUCUUGAUUAGCAUACUUGGUAACGACGAACUUUCUGUAAACUGGCGCGACAUCAAUAAAACCGAAAGUGUAGUAUAAAUCCAA